AUGGCGAAUGCCUUGACUUCUAGAGAUGAGCCGAAACAGGCUGAAUACGCUGGAGACGAGGUUUCCGCCCUAGUUCUCGACCCCGGCUACGCGACAACCCGUGCAGGCUUUGCAGGAGAAGAUACACCCAAAUCAAUAGUGCCUACAUACUACGCAUCGACAGCGGAUCAGCGACGAUUCGGCGAUCAUGUCAUUGAUGUGCCGCGGGAAAACGUCGAAAUCAAAAAUCCACUGGGUUCAGAUGGAAUUGUGGAAGAUUGGGAGGCGGCGGAGGCUUUGUGGAAAUACUCGUUUGCUCACAAACUCACUGGGAUCCGUCCAAACCGAGCUCUACAGGAGUGGUUGAACGAUAGUAGCGCUGUGCCCGAUCUGCAGAAGGCCAUGGCUGAAGCGAUGGAUACUGAGAGAUGUCUCGAGGACCAUCCUUUGUUUAUGACUGAGCCGUCGUGGAACCCAACCAAGGCAAGAGAGAAGACUGCUGAGAUUGCGCUGGAGUCAUGGGCUGCGCCUGCCUUCUAUCUGGGUCGUGCCGGUGUCAUGGGUGCCUUUGCUGCUGGAAGACCCAGUGCGUUGGUGAUCGACUUCGGGGCUUCUCACGUCUCGGUGACCCCUGUGCAUGAUGGGAUGAUCCUGAAGAAGGGAGUGGCGAGAGCCAACAUCGGAGGCAACUAUUUGUCAUCACAAGUGCGGAGCAUGCUGGCUGCGAAUGAGACUGGUGCCGUCACCAUCACACCCCAUUAUUUGGUUCAGUCCAAACAACCGGUGGACGCGGGACAGCCAGCAAAUGCCAUUUUGAAGACGAUGCCUGACGGUUUCAAGUCGCCCCAGCCUUCUUUUCGCCGGUACCAGGAAGAGAAAGUGAUACUGGAAUUCAAGGAAUUGGGCCUACAAACAUGGUCCAAUCCCAACGCGCCAUUCCGUGGGCAGGGGGAAGUCAGCACACGAGAGCCACAAUUCGCUCAGCCGUUCGAGUUCCCGGACGGCUACAACCAAACAUUUUCGACCGAGCGAUUCAGAGUGGUUGAAUCACUCUUCGACCCACAGUGUUAUUACGCGCCACCUGCAGGUUCCGUGGACGCGACCCUUUACCCGGCGCCGGACGCAGCAAGUACGAUCCCCGGGCUGGUCCGUACUUGUCUCACGCAGGUUGACGUGGACAUUCGACCAUUCCUGCUCAGCAAUGUGGUGGUGACGGGAGCUAGUUCACUGAUUCGUGGCUUGCCCGACCGUCUGCAGCAGGAACUCACCAAAAUGUACCCGACGGCCAGAGUCCGGAUUCAGGCAUCGGGCAUGAGUGUGGAGCGGAAGUUUGGGUCGUGGAUCGGCGGGAGCAUCGUGUCGUCCCUUGGCACGUUCCACCAGAUGUGGAUUUCGAAGAAGGAGUACGAUGAGCAUGGUGCCAGCAUUGUGGAGAAAAGGUGCAAGUAA
Exophiala aquamarina CBS 119918 is the source of this 1428-nucleotide messenger RNA. RefSeq names its product actin-like protein 4. The record is from RefSeq and is a predicted model, not a curated record. The transcript has 2 exons. Gene Ontology annotation, cellular component: SWI/SNF complex; NuA4 histone acetyltransferase complex. NCBI's taxonomy places the organism in Eukaryota, Fungi, Ascomycota, Eurotiomycetes, Chaetothyriales, Herpotrichiellaceae. Gene Ontology annotation, biological process: regulation of transcription by RNA polymerase II. Bases 1 to 1428 code for a protein of 475 amino acids. Gene Ontology annotation, molecular function: chromatin binding.